Molecule: messenger RNA, 7535 nt
Organism: Argiope bruennichi
Lineage: Eukaryota; Metazoa; Arthropoda; Arachnida; Araneae; Araneidae
Gene: Not1
Product: CCR4-NOT transcription complex subunit 1-like
Exons: 47
Coding region: 204-7268 (2354 amino acids)
Biological process (GO): nuclear-transcribed mRNA catabolic process, deadenylation-dependent decay
Cellular component (GO): P-body; CCR4-NOT core complex
Molecular function (GO): molecular adaptor activity
Source: RefSeq, a predicted model, not a curated record
UUGAAUGGUAGAUUUGGCAAUGGUGAAAUUUGCUGCGCGUUACGCCAUUACGUUUAAUGAAAAAUAUUUAUAGUUUUAUCGAUGUGUUUCAAUUACUUAGUGCUUGAUUUCAGAGACAUAAUUUUCGCAUAUCGAACAUUAUCUUUUCCUACUAAGAAAGCUUCAAAGCUGUUUGAAGCUUUCUGUGUAGUAUUCAUGGAACUAUGAACCUGGACUCGUUGUCUUUUGCUUUGUCUAAUAUUAGUUAUUCUGUGGCUAAUUUGACUAAAAAGAAUUUUAAAUCUAGUGUGCAAGAAAUAACCAGACUUGUAACCUGUCACGGGUUAGAGGCUGAGCGGCACCUCCUGCGCUGUCUAUUUUCUCAUGUGGAUUUCAGUGGUGAUGGUAAAAGUAGCGGUAAAGAUUUCCAUCAGACUCAACUUUUAAUACAGGAGUGUGCGUCUAUUUUACAUAAACCAAAUUUUGUAUCAACGUUUUGUUAUGCAAUAGACUGCCCUCUACAACAACAAAAGAGUUUAAGACCAUCGUCCUCUCUUUUAUCCCAAUUGAGUAAAGUUCUCAAGUUAUCUUCUGUUCAAGAAAUUUCAUUUGGAUUAGCUCUUUUGCAUUCUUCAAUUCCUGACCACAUUAACCAUUCUGUGAAUUUUUUGAAACUAAAACUUCCCGAUUUUAUUAGGAAUAUUUGUGACCAAGAUCUGUCAAGCCUUGAAGAUUCUUUUGACUUACCUCCUGUAAUUGUACAUUUGUUGCUUCAUCAGCUAAACUGUGGAAACAAAGAUUUAGGUAUAUCAUCAGAAAGCAAGGAGAAAUUGAAUAAGCGACUGAGUCUAGAUUUUGCUGACAAAGUACCUUUACUGCCUUAUUUACGUGUGGAUAAUUUAGAUCCCAUGAUGGAGAAUAUUGGGAACGUACCAAAAUCAUCUGAUGAUUCUCUAGUAGAGGUCAUACAGGAAAUGGGUUAUAACUUCACUGCAAGUGUUGAAGAAUGUAAAAAUAACAUGGCACAAAUUGGACUAAGAGAAAUAAAGCCAUCUCUGGUUGCCAGAGUUCUUUCAAUGAUGGCCCGAUCUCAUACUGGACUGACAGAUGCUAUGCCACUUCAGAAUAUGAAUAGUAAUAUGGUGAUGUGGGGUGGAGAAAAAGAAAAAUCUGAGGUUAAUCAGCAAGCCACAUGGAAUGUGGAAGUUUUUGUCCAAGCUGUUCGUGAUUUGGCACCAUCAUUAGAUUGGAAAGAAAUUGUUCAUGAUCUUGAUAAUCCUGAUUUUCUUCUGAAAGACCGAAAGGGUUUGAAACUUCUAUGGCAAGGUCUCAUUCUGGGCUUAAGUCAAGAAACUUUUCCCAUGGAUAGAAUGUAUAGACGUUGGAGAAACUCUGAAGGCCAGUUCUCAUUUUUUCAGCAAGUUCUCAAUUGUUGUGACAUAGUAUGCCUAACAGAUUAUCCCCACCGUCCUGUUUUAACAGAUGCCUUAAAAGCUCCUCCUGAAGAUGAUAACAAAAGCAUUUCAAAUUGGAAAUCACUUGACCUCAUAGAAACUUUGUUAUGCUUAUCAGAAACACCUUUUUUUAAAGAUGAAUUGUUUAAAUUUCCUCUGGCACAUUGUCCUGAUCUUCUCAUUUUAGGUCUCAUUCAAACUUCACGAGCCAUCAAUCCCCUUCAUAAGGAGCUAUUGUCAAAUUUAAUUCCAAUUUUUCUUGGAAAUCAUCCUAACUCUGCAAUGGUUUUUCAUCUUGCUUGGCAUAGUCAGUAUCAUUCUGCUACAAUCCGCAACAUCAUCAUGCAUGCAAUGGCAGAUUGGUAUGCUAGAGGUGAUGGUGACCAAACCAGACUUUCCAGAAUUCUUGAUGUGGCACAAGAUUUGAAAGCUUUAUCUAUGUUGUUAAAUUUAACACCAUUUUUAUUUGUUAUUGACCUAGCUUGUCUCGCCUCUCGAAGGGAAUACCUUAAACUGGAUAAAUGGUUGACGGAUAAAGUGAGAGAUCAUGGGGAGUCAUUUGUUGAAUCAUGUGUGAAUUUUUUGACCCGGCGAUCUCCUCAGAUAAUGGGUGGAAAUAUUAAAGAAGAAAAUCUUCCUAAAAGUGCUCUACCAACUGAAACCCUUGCUACAAUGCUUGGAUUUUUGCAUUCUUUAGCUCCGUCAUUACCACAGGAGCUUUCCGAAAAAAUUCUUACCAUGGUUGCAAAUUGUGCAACAGUUCUUAACAAAAAUCGACUGCCUCCACCUGGUGUAGUGAAAACAUCACAAGGGUUGCAAUCUGUAUUGUCAUCUGCUGUCAUUAAUACACCUAAUACACCACUGGAUCAACUUGUAAAUCUUACUUCAUCUGUAUCUGGACUUAAUCUGGGAAAUAAUGUUAAGAGUAGUACAGGGAACACUGCAUUUCCACCAUUGUCUCUUGGGAGCUUUACUAUUCCAUCUUCUGGAUCGCCUGCAAAGAUGUUGUCGGUUGGAACUCCUGCUAUAAAAAGUGGUACGACAAGUAGCCAAAUAACACAAAGCCAAUUUUCAAACGUUAUGGCUUCAGGUACCCCACAACUACCAACCCAGUUUGGAGAUGUUGGACAAAUUCUUACUGAAUCAUCUGGUCCUGUAUCAAAAGAAAUUGAAGAUGAAGCAAAUAGCUACUUUCAAAGAAUCUAUAAUCAUGCACCACAUUCCUCUUUACCUAUUGAAGAAGUUCUGGAUAUGUUAAAAAGAUUUAAAGAAUCUCCAAUUCAAAGAGAACGGGAAGUUUGUAGCUGUAUGAUAAAAAAUCUCUUUGAAGAGUAUAGAUUUUUUCCUCAGUAUCCUGAUAAAGAACUUCAGAUAACUGCACAAUUAUUUGGAGGGAUUGUUGAUCAAAAUUUAGUGAGCUACCUCAGCCUUGGCUUGGCUUUGCGUUAUGUGCUAGAGUCUGUUAAAAAGCCAUCAAAUAGUAAAAUGUUCUUCUUUGGAGUAACAGCCAUGGAUAGAUUUAAAACAAGGUUAAAAGACUACCCUGCAUAUUGUCAGCAUCUUACUACACUGCCGAAUUUUCAUGAAUUGCCACAAAAUUUAGUUGAGUAUAUUGAAUAUGGUGCCAGAUCUCAAGAACCACCUCUGAAUAGGCCUGUUACAGUUUCACAAGCAUUAAAUACAACAUCUGCAUUUCCUAACAUUACUCAAGCUCCUAGUAUGCCAUUGACAACCACGACAACUACUGUCACCAUCACAACAGCAACACCUAAAAUAACUGGCAAACCUUCUAUUGCUAAUGCAACCAACAUUGAUACACUCUUGGGUGCUACUGAAAAAGAUGAGAAAUUGGUAAAUCCUCCUGAUUCAGUGCAAGAUAAAGUUUCAUUCAUUGUAAAUAACUUGUCUCAGUCAAAUUUAUCGCAGAAAACUGAGGAAUUUCGAGAAAUUGUUAAAGAGGAGUACUGGCCUUGGGCAUCCCAAUACCUAGUCAUGAAAAGAGCUUCCAUUGAACCCAAUUUUCAUACCUUAUAUUCAAAUUUUCUGGAUACAUUGAAACUCUCUGAUCUGACAAAAUUGGUGAUUAGAGAAACUUUCAGGAAUAUUAAAGUUUUGUUGCGGAGUGAUAAGACAGUUGCAAAUUUCUCUGAUCGAUCUCUUCUGAAGAACUUGGGACAUUGGUUAGGUAUUUUAACUCUUGCCAAGUGUAAACCAAUACUUCAAGUUGAUAUAGAUAUCAAAUCACUUAUAAUUGAAGCCUAUCACAAUGGAUCACAUGAACUGCUUUAUGUUGUUCCUUUUGUUGCCAAAGUGUUAGAAUCUUGUGCAAAGAGCAAAGUGUUUAAACCACCUAAUCCCUGGACAAUGGGAAUAAUGAAAGUGCUGUGUGAAUUACAUAAGGAACCAGAUUUGAAACUUAACCUUAAGUUUGAAAUCGAAGUCCUGUGUAAAACUUUAAAUAUCGAUAUAAAUGAAAUUAAGCCUUCAGGCAUUCUCAAAGAUCAAGAUAGAAUAUUAAAGAUUGAUUCCCAGUUGUCUCCAUUACCAAAACAUAAAGAGCAACAGGCUGUUGGUUCAGUCAACAUCCAAGUUCCACCUCAGCCUGCUCUUAGCAAUGUGGUUCCUCCUACAGCAAACCCACUAGCUAAUAAUGUACUUCAUGAAGAGAAUAUACCAACAUUAGGAAGUCCACCUACGACUUUGUCUUCUGGGCAGAUUCCACCUUUAUGCGCUGCUGCUCCUCCUCAGCCACACUUUGCUUAUGGGGAUAUUAAUAUUGUCAACUUAAGUCAGAUAGCACAGCACCUAAACAUAAAUUCUACGAUUCCUUUAUUCCAAACUCAUUCCCAAUUGAAGCAAUUUGUUAGGGUAGCUAUCGAAAGAGCUGUUCAAGAAUGGCUUGCUCCUGUCGUAGAAAGAUCUGUGAAGAUUUCUCUGACAACCUGUGAACAAAUCAUCAAGAAGGAUUUCGCCCUCGACCCUGAAGAAGCGAGAAUGAGGGCUUCAGCUCAUCAUAUGAUCAGAAGUUUGACUGCUGGUAUGGUGAUGAUUACAUGUCGUGACCCUCUGUUUGUUUCAAUCAUCACUAAUUUGAGAACUGCUUUUUUAGGAGCUUUGAGGAAUCCUACUCCACAGCAAAAAGAAUUGACAGAGCAAGCAGCAGAAGUUGUGGCCACUGAAAACUUGGAACUUGCUUGUUGCUUUAUUCAAAAAACUGCUGUCGAAAAAGCUCUCCCUGAAAUUGACAAGCGUUUAGCCUCUGAAUACGAGGCAAGAAAACAUGCUAGAAGUGAAGGUAGACGUUAUUGUGACCCAGUUGCGUUAACUUAUCAAGCAGAAAGGAUGCCAGAACAAAUAAGAUUAAAGGUUGGUGGUGUUACUCCUCAGCAAAUGGCUGUUUAUGAAGAAUUUGCCCGUAUGAUUCCUGGAUUCUUACCAAGUGGUGAAAGAGAGCAGCAGCAAGCGAAUCUUGGAAGAUCCGUGGCUGUGAGUGACCUACUGAUGAUGCAGCCAUAUGCCACAGAUGAAAUGUCCCAGAUUUAUGACAAACUAAUCAGUGAACUGGAAAUGUUACUGCAUGCUACAAAUCAUUCUAAUCCUCAUAUACUGGCCUUGCACAGUUUAUUGGAAGCAGUUCUAAUGGCCCGAAAUACUAGAGAAAUGACAUCAGCUGUUGCCCUGCUACAAAAGGCUGUUGAUGGAUUUUUGGAAGGUAUGUGUCAAGCUGCUUCAGACAGUGAUGUGUCAAUGCGCUUUAGAGAUGGUCAUCUGCUAGUGAUGAAAGCUUUGGCUGAUCCUAGAGUCUAUGGUCAUCAAUGGACUAGUAAACAGAUUACACGUUGGUUGAUUGAAAGUCGUGAAGAGUGCAGGUAUAAUCCAGAAGCUGUAGAUCUUUUAAUUAGAAAUCAUCUCAUCAACUUACAGGCUUAUGAUUUGCAUCUGACCCAGUCAAUGGAAAAUGGAAUGAAUAUGAUGGCAGUUCAAUUUGCGAUGCAAUUAGUGAAAAUGUACUUAUUGGAUGAAAGACAUACUGGUUUGGUAUCGGAGGCUGAUCUGUACAAUACUGUUGAAACGUUAGGUCGCAUAACAUCAAAUCAACGGCAGCUUCCUGAUGGAUUAAAUCAAUUGCUGGAUAUGUUGCGUAGUACUGGUGAACCUUUCCUGGAUCGUGCUCCUGGCAGUGGUCCCAUAGGAAUGAUGUACUCUGGCAUAACUCAAGCCCGAGAAUUUGAUGAUCCUCCUGGUCUUUAUGAGAAAACAGAGUUUUUAUUAAGAGAGUGGGUUACUAUGUACCAUUCACCUAAAGCUGGAAAGGACAGCACAAAUGCUUUCUCAUUGUUUGUACAUCAAGUUAGUGCUCCGAGAUUUAUGAAUUUACAAGGAAUAUUAAAGACUGAUGAACUAAUUACUCGCUUCUUCCGCCUGAGUACUGAAAUGUGUGUUGAUCUGAGUUAUCGUGUUCUCAUGGACCAAAACCUUAAAUCGCCAACAGUUAUUCGUGCCAAGUGUUUUCAUACUUUGGAUGCCUAUGUUCGGCUGAUUGCUCUUCUGGUAAAGCAUAGUGGUGAUAACAACAACACAGUAACUAAAGUUAAUCUUUUGAACAAGGUAUUAGGUAUAGUGACUGGAGUGCUUCUUCAGGAUCAAGAGUUGAGAGGGGUGGAAUUUCAGCAAUUACCUUAUCACAGAAUUUUUAUCAUGUUGUUUUUAGAGCUGAGUGCCCCAGAAGCCGUUUUGGAAGCUAUAAAUCCCCAAAUACUUACUGCCUUUUGCAAUACUCUGUAUUAUUUGAGGCCACAGAAAGCUCCAGGGUUUGCUUAUGCUUGGUUGGAACUUGUUUCACAUAGAGUAUUCCUUGGUCGAGUUCUAGCUCUUUCACCUGCCCAAAAGGGAUGGACAAUGUAUGCCCAGUUGCUAGUCAGCCUCUUUAAAUUCCUUGCCCCUUUCCUACGGAAUGUUGAACUUGCAGCACCUAUUCAAUUGUUGUACAAGGGUACACUUCGUGUAUUGCUAGUACUUCUGCACGAUUUUCCUGAGUUCUUAUGUGAUUACCAUUAUGGAUUUUGUGAUGUCAUAGCUCCUAAUUGCAUUCAGAUGAGAAAUUUAAUUCUCAGUGCAUUCCCUCGCAACAUGAGACUUCCAGAUCCAUUUACACCUAACUUAAAAGUGGACUUGCUACCAGAAAUCACGCAAGCUCCCAGAAUCCUUGCAAAUUUCAACAAUCUGAUUCAACCACCUUCAUUCAAAAAGGACUUGGAUUCAUACAUCAAAACAAGAGCCCCUGUAACAUUUUUGUCUGAACUUAGAACAAGUUUGCAGGUGUCAAAUGAGCCUGGAAUGCGGUACAACAUACCUCUUAUCAACGCUCUAGUUUUAUAUGUUGGCACUCAAGCUAUUCAGUAUAUCCAAAAUAAAGGCAAUACUCCAAACAUGAGCACAAUUACCCAUUCAUCUCACAUGGAUAUUUUCCAGAACCUUGCUGUAGACUCUGACACAGAAGGGCGCUAUUUGUUCCUCAAUGCCAUUGCUAACCAGUUGCGCUAUCCUAACAGUCAUACUCAUUACUUCAGUUGUACCCUUUUGUACCUGUUUGCAGAAGCAAAUACUGAAGCCAUUCAAGAACAGAUUACAAGAGUUUUGUUAGAGCGUCUGAUAGUCAAUCGACCUCAUCCUUGGGGAUUAUUGAUCACUUUCAUUGAACUCAUCAAGAAUCAAAACUUCAAAUUUUGGAAUCAUGAGUUUGUUCGAUGUGCUCCUGAGAUUGAAAAGUUGUUUGAAUCUGUUGCAAGGUCCUGCAUGCAUCCAAAGCCUUCCUCGGAGCAGACCACUUCGUGAGAGUCAUUUGUGUGUACAUACAUUUAUCAAUCUUCAACUGUGAUUACUGCCCUCUCAUAGACUCUUGCCACAGUUCUUUCGUAUUCAUUCGGUCUCCUCUGCCAAACAAAAGGACUUAUGCAAUGGAUUUAUUUUAAAGCUCAGGCAGCUGGGACACAGUGUAUAUUGAAGCAUCGUAGUUUCUUUUUGUUUUAUGUAUGUGUAUUUUGUAGCUAUUUUAUGAUUCUGUUCUUAAAUGAUUUUUGCAAUAAAUGAAAUGGAAAUUUU